Auanema sp. JU1783 is the source of this 975-nucleotide messenger RNA. The record is from the annotation of a GenBank genome assembly. Lineage: Eukaryota; Metazoa; Nematoda; Chromadorea; Rhabditida; Rhabditidae.
AUGUCGGAUCUUGUUUACAAUCUUGUCGUCAAACCAGAUAUCACUAAGCCUCGCUUUGACCAGAGCACUUUUGCCGGACGUGCUAAGCAUUUUUUUGCCAUAACCAGCCCGCUCAACUUGUUCUACUCUGAAUCUCAGCUGGAUGCCUUUAAUGGCGUUGUCCAAAACUACAAGAAAGGAGAGAUUUCAAAAGAUUUGACAUUGGAUCAAUUAUGGAAAGCUAAGCAUAUCGUUGAUUCCGCUUUUCAUCCAUCAACUGGAGAGCAGACGUUCAUCAUUGGUCGCAUGUCAGCUCAGGUUCCCAUGAAUAUGGUUAUUACUGGAGGAAUGCUCACCUUCUACAAGUCUCCUUCUGCUGUGAUUUUCUGGCAUUGGUUCAAUCAGUCCUUCAACGCAGUUGUAAACUAUAGCAACAGAUCUGGAUCAGGUGGAUCUACAACUCAGCUACUUACAUCGUAUUGCGCAGCUACUGGAGGUGCUUUGACCGCUGCGCUUGGACUCAAUGCUGUUGUCAAGUCUGCUCCGCCAGUUGUUGGACGUCUCGUUCCGUUUGUUGCUGUUUGUGUCGCCAACGGAAUCAAUAUCCCAAUGAUGAGAAGAGGCGAGCUUAAAGACGGAAUCGACAUUGUUGAUGCUGAAGGAAACAAACUUGGGCAAUCGCGCAAAAUAGCUAAGUCAGCCAUUACUCAAGUCAUCGUGUCGAGAAUUGGAAUGGCUUUCCCAACAUUUGCAUUGAUUCCUAUCAUCGUGAAUCAAAUUGAGAAUAAACCAUUCUGGAAAGCUAAUCCAAGGCUUCUUGGUCCUCUUCAAGCUGCUCUUUGCGGAGUUAUUCUGUUGUUCUCAACUCCUUUAGGCUGUGCUCUCUACCCACAGAUGACUCCAAUCAAUGUUGAGGACUUGGAACCUGAACUUCAAGAGACAAUUCGUAGUACUCCUAAUAACCCCAAGAUUGUUUAUUGCAACAAGGGACUGUAG